AUUGUGUGAAGUGAGACAUGUCCUCUGGGGAUGAUGGGGGGAUGAUGCGGGCCACUCCCCCAGGUCCAGCAUAUCCUCCCCAGCAACAACAGGAAAAUGUACAAAAGAUCCAUAAGGCCAUGACUCAAAUGGAGGAAAAAGGGAUGCAAGAUGACCCUAGGUAUGCACAGCUAGCAGCUAUGGCAGACAUGGCAAGGAAUCAAGGUAUGCCUGGUCAGCAUCAUGGUAUGGGCCAUCAGAGAAUGGGAGACUACCAGGGUAACAUGAUGCAAGGGGGUCCACCUCACAGUAUGAGUGGUGGAUCCCAGGGCAUGGGAGGGGGGUCACAAAAUAUGGGUGGAAGCCAGCAGAACAUGAUGCAAGGAAUGGGUGGUCCUCAGCACAGAAUGGGAAAUAUGCAACCAAUGCCCCAUCAGGGACAGAAUAUGAACCAAGGAAUGCCUCCACAAGGUCAAGGAAUGACACCACAGGGUCAAGGCAUGGGCCAGGGAAUGCCGCCACAAGGUCAAAACAUGGGGCAGGGAAUGCCACCCCAAGGACAAAAUAUGGGACAGGGAAUGCCACCUCAAGGACAAAAUAUGGGUCAGGGAAUACCACCUCAGGUUCAAGGCAUGGGUCAAGGAAUGCCCAAUAAUAAUCCUGGAAUGAAUAACCCAGGAAUGCCUGGUUCCAAUGCUGGAGGAAAUUAUAGUCCUAUGGGUGGACAAGGAAUGCAUGGAAGUUCAAACAUGGCUGGCCAGGGAAAUAUGACAGGACCUCAGUCAAUGAAUGCAGGGAUGGGAUCAAACUCUCCACAUCCAAUGCCACAAGGUGGCUCAAUGCAACACAAAAUGGGAGGCAACAUACAGCAGAUGGGAAGUUCCAACAGGCCAGACCAACAGAGUCAGCAAGGUAUGCCAAAUCAAAUGGGUGGACCAGGAGGAUCACAAGGUUCAGGAAGGCCAAAUGCUUUUAAUCCUCCACAGUUAGCACAGCUAAGGGCCCAGAUAAUGGCAUACAAACUACUUUCCAGAAACCAACCUAUUCCAGAGAAUAUUCGAAUGGCAGUGGAAGGCAAAAGAUAUCCUCAAAUGCAGCGGCCACAAGAUCCAAGUGGUAGAAUGGGACAACAGCCAGGGCAGGCUCCCAACUCUCAGGCCCCACACAGCCAGUCCUAUAGCUCUGGAUACUCUGGGGGGCAGAUGACACAAGUACCACCAAACACCAGUGCCAGUCAGCUCCCCCAGAGACCCCCAGGCCAACAGCCAGGUUCACACCCCCAAACAGGGCCUCAAGGAGCUGCUCAGCAACCAUCUACCCAGUCCAUAAUGCAACAGAAACAUAGCAAGAUUGCUCCUGUUGCCAAGCCACAGGGACUUAAUCCUAUUGACUUACUGAAUGAAAGAGAAAACAGAAUCGCAGCUCGAAUUUCAUGCAGAAUCAAGGAGCUACAAGAUCUUCCUGCAACAAUGCCAGAAGAUAUGAAAACCAAAGCCAUGAUUGAACUGAGGGCCUUAAGACUUCUGAAUUUCCAAAGACAGCUGAGAAGUGAAGUUGUUUCCUGUAUGCGAAAAGAUACCACACUGGAGACUGCUUUGAAUACAAAAGCUUACAAGCGGAACAAGAGACAUUCUUUACGUGAAGCAAGAGUCACAGAAAAACUGGAGAAACAACAGAAGAUUGAGCAGGAGAGAAAGAGAAGGGCUAAACACCAGGAAUAUCUAAAUGCUGUUCUUCAACAUGCUAAAGACUUCAAAGAGUUUCAUCGCAAUGUCACUAACAAGAUAGGAAAACUUAACAAGGCUAUGAUGGUACAUCAUGCAAACACUGAACGUGAACAAAAGAAAGAGCAGGAACGUCUGGAGAAAGAACGUAUGAGAAGACUCAUGGCUGAAGAUGAAGAAGGUUACAGGAAGUUGAUUGACCAGAAGAAAGACAAACGUCUUGCCUAUCUGCUGGCUCAGACAGAUGAAUACAUCUCUAACUUGAUGACUUUGGUGGCUGAACACAAGGAGGAUCUAAAGAAGAAAAAGCAAAAGCGUCGUAAGAAGAAGAAGGAUGAAAAACUGGAGGAUGGUGAUUCUAACAUGAGUGAGAUCAGAGUAUCUGUAAUUGAGACAUCCACAGGGAGAGUUCUAACUGGUGAUGAGGCUCCACUUGCAAGUCAACUGGAGGCCUGGCUGGAAUUAAAUCCAGGAUAUGAGGUGGCCCCUCGAGAUGAUGGAGAGGAAUCUGGGUCAGAAGAAGAGGAGGAGGAGGCUGAACAGGAGGAAGUGAUACCAGCAAAGCCAGAAAAAACUUUACCCAAGCUCACUAGCCCUGAUGACAUUGAUGAAGGCUUGGCUCAGGAAGUGAUAAAUCAAGCCUCCAAAGAAGUGGACGAUGAAUACCACCGCAAUGCCACCAAGACAGAGGAAAAGAGUUACUACGGAGUGGCUCAUACGGUUCAUGAACAUGUUACAGAACAGGCAACCAUCAUGGUGAAUGGCAAACUGAAGGAAUACCAGAUUAAAGGGUUGGAAUGGUUGGUUUCCCUGUAUAACAAUCAUUUGAAUGGAAUCUUGGCUGAUGAAAUGGGUUUGGGAAAGACUAUUCAGACAAUUGGUCUCAUCACCUAUCUAAUGGAAAAGAAGAAAGUCAAUGGACCCUUCCUGAUCAUUGUGCCACUAUCAACAUUAUCAAACUGGGUUUUGGAGUUUGAAAAAUGGGCCCCUUCUGUGAUCAAAAUUGCUUACAAGGGAUCUCCUACCACAAGACGCAUGAUAGCACCUCAGCUUAAAGCUGCCAAGUUUAAUGUGCUUUUGACUACAUAUGAAUACAUCAUAAAAGACAAGGCUGCAUUGUCAAAGUUAAGAUGGAGGUACAUGAUCAUUGAUGAGGGACAUCGUAUGAAGAAUCACCAUUGUAAGCUGACCCAGGUGUUGAACACCCAUUACAGUGCUCCCCAUCGUCUCCUCCUGACUGGAACUCCUCUACAGAACAAAUUGCCAGAGUUGUGGGCCUUGCUAAAUUUUCUACUGCCAAGCAUCUUCAAAUCUUGUUCCACAUUUGAACAGUGGUUUAAUGCUCCAUUUGCCAUGACUGGAGAAAAGGUGGAGCUGAAUCAGGAAGAGACUUUGUUGAUUAUUCGUCGCUUGCACAAGGUGCUGAGACCUUUCUUGCUUCGUCGUCUCAAAAAAGAAGUGGAGUCACAACUUCCUGACAAGGUUGAGUAUGUCAUCAAGUGUGAGAUGUCUGCUCUCCAGAGAUGUGUGUACAGACACAUGCAGGCCAAGGGAAUUCUUCUUACUGAUGGAUCAGAAAAGGACAAGAAGGGCCGUGGUGGGUCUAAAGCUAUGAUGAACACUAUAAUGCAGCUGAGGAAGAUUUGUAAUCAUCCUUUUAUUUUCCAACAUUUGGAGGAGGCCAUAGCAGAGCAUCAAGGAGGCACAGGUGCCUCUGUCAGUGGACCUGACUUGUAUCGAACUGCUGGAAAGUUUGAAUUCUUGGACCGUGUCCUGCCAAAACUGAAGACUCUACACCACCGUGUCCUGCUCUUCUGUCAAAUGACAUCACUGAUGAGCAUCUUGGAGGAUUACUUCUUGUACAGAGGGUAUAGAUACCUGCGUUUGGAUGGAACCACUAAGUCUGAGGAUCGUGGACAGUUGUUGGAACUUUUUAACCAGAAGGAUUCCCCCUAUUUUGUGUUCCUUCUCAGUACUAGAGCUGGAGGAUUGGGUCUAAAUCUCCAGGCUGCUGACACUGUCAUUAUUUAUGACUCAGACUGGAACCCUCACCAGGAUCUUCAAGCCCAGGACAGAGCCCAUAGAAUUGGCCAGAAGAAUGAAGUCCGGGUGCUGCGUCUGAUGACGGUGAACUCUGUGGAAGAAAAGAUCUUGGCUGCUGCCCGCUACAAACUGAAUGUGGACGAAAAGGUCAUCCAGGCUGGUAUGUUUGACCAGAAGUCCAGGGGAUAUGAGCGCCAGCAGUUCUUACAGUCCAUUCUGGAGCAGGAAAAUGAGGAAGUGGAGGAAGAGGAUGAGGUUCCUGACGAUGAGACUAUCAAUCAGAUGUUGGCAAGAACUGAGGAAGAAUUUGAUGUCUACCAGAAAAUGGACAUUGAGAGAAGAAGAGAGGAAGCCAGAAAUCCGAAUCGCAAGCCCAGAUUGAUGGAGGAAGAUGAACUACCAACAUGGAUUCUUAAAGAUGAAAAAGAGGUGGAGAGGUUGACCUAUGAAGAAGAGGAAGAUAAAUUAUUUGGAAGGGGAUCAAGACAGAGAAAGGAAGUGGAUUAUUCUGAUUCUCUCACAGAAAAACAAUGGAUCAAGGCUAUUGAAGAAGGUAAUUUGGAUGAGGUAGAACAGGUGAAGCAGAAAGUCAAGAAACCUAGAAAGAGGAAGGCUGAGAAAGAAGAGGAAGCUAAACCGAAGAAGAGACGUGGUCGUCCUCCUGUGGAAAAAUUACCCCCCAACCCACGCAAACUGACUUCUGUCAUGAAGAAAAUUCUGGAUGUUGUCUUGAACUACAAAGAUAGGGAUGACAGAGUUCUGAGUGAAGCGUUCUUCCAAUUACCAUCAAAGAAAGACUUGCCAGAGUACUAUGAGAUCAUAGCAAAGCCUGUUGAUUUCAAGAAAAUCAAACAAAGAAUCCGGGAUCAUAGAUACCGAAGUGUGGAUGAUCUGGAGACUGAUGUCAUGCUGUUGUGUGAGAAUGCACAGUCUUACAACAUUGAAGGCUCACUGAUUUAUGAAGACUCAAUAGUUCUGAAGUCGGUGUUUACCAGUGCAAGGGAAAGAUUGGAGAAAGAAGGUGUGACCUACUCAGAUGAUAACAGCAGUAGUAAUGAGGAGGAAGAAGGGGAGGAGGAGGAAGGAAAAGAAGAAGAGGAAGAAGAGGAGGAGGAUGAGGAAGGACAUUCUUCCAGCAAGAAACACAAGAGAGAUAGGAGCAAAAAGAAAAAGGAGAAGGCAGAAAGUUCCAAAAAGAGAAAGUCUCGCUCCAAGGCCAAGCCUGUGAUCAGUGAUGAAGAUGAUGAGACUGAUGAGGACUUUGAAUGAGUGAAUGGUCAUUGGCAGGAAGAUGAUGAACACCCAGAUACUGAAUGAUUUUGGAUUCAUUUGAUAUUCAGUGCAGACAGAUAAAACUUUUUGUUUUGAAAAAAAAAUAUUGUACAGCUGUGUUCAGUGUAAUCAAAUGUCAUUAAUGUAGUGAUAGUUGUUAUUGAUUCAGUGCAAUGAUUCUGUAAAUAAAGUGUAGUGUAUACAUAAAGC
Molecule: messenger RNA, 5228 nt
Organism: Saccostrea echinata
Lineage: Eukaryota; Metazoa; Mollusca; Bivalvia; Ostreida; Ostreidae
Product: probable global transcription activator SNF2L2
Exons: 33
Coding region: 18-5015 (1665 amino acids)
Biological process (GO): positive regulation of transcription by RNA polymerase II
Cellular component (GO): nucleus
Molecular function (GO): ATP binding; transcription factor binding; DNA binding
Source: RefSeq, a predicted model, not a curated record